Messenger RNA from Laetiporus sulphureus 93-53, 1544 nucleotides. RefSeq names its product SET domain-containing protein. Bases 117 to 1298 code for a protein of 393 amino acids. The record is from RefSeq and is a predicted model, not a curated record. The transcript is spliced from 3 exons. NCBI's taxonomy places the organism in Eukaryota, Fungi, Basidiomycota, Agaricomycetes, Polyporales, Laetiporaceae. Gene Ontology annotation, molecular function: protein binding.
CGCAAAUGGCAACGUGAUUCCGAUGGCGAUCUGCUCUGAAGAAGCUAACGCUCGUCUAGAGCCGCCUUUUGUGAACUUGUCAGAACCUGCAACGAUUGCUCAUUCACAGAAACAUAAUGCCGGAUCAGAUGAGCGCCGAAGGUAGCAAGCCACGGUUCAGUCCAAGGGCGCAGAUUCUCCAGCAAUUCCCUCGCGUCGUGUCCGCAAACCCGCGUCUCCCCGGGAUGCCUUGUUUUCUGUACCUCGCAGACAGCGCGGAGGGUGCCGAAAUGGUCGUCAUUGACUACCUGAAGAAUAUCAAGCCAGCCAUCAAAGUCAUCUCUGCUUGUAUGGAGCGCCCUCUUCCCUACAACGCGUCUGAGCGUUGCUUCCGCAUAUGCCCCAUCGAGGGAAAGGGCCUUGGAAUGAUAGCUACAAGGGACAUCCGUGCCGGCGAGCUCAUCUUCGCGGAGAGGCCGACGUAUGUUUCAAACAGUGACCUCUACACUCGAAGCUACGACUCCCCCUAUGCGGAUGCGACAUACUACAGCGAUGCUCUUGCCGGGCUCUCCGAGCAUUCGCGCCAGUCCCUCCUGUCCCUUUACGAUGCAUAUGAUCGAGAGAGGAUGGAGAUCGUGCCUGGAAUCGUGGGGAGCAAUGUCUUCCAGAUCAGCGUGCCUACUGAAGAGGAUUACGACGACACUUAUUCGGGUGUUUUCCUCACCCUUUCGCGCUCUAACCACGACUGCACACCAAAUACGAAUUACCACUUCUCCCGCUCGGCGUUCUGCGGCCAGUUUUUCGCUGCGGUGGAUAUCGCGGCCGGCGAUGAGAUUUCGGUGAUCUAUACCGACGAACUGACGACUUGCGAUAAGCGUCGGGCUCACCUGCGAAACCAAUACGGCUUCACUUGCGUUUGCCGAGUGUGUUCUCUGCCCGAGCACCCAUUGUAUCACAGCGACGCAAGGCGCGUCAGCAUCCACACGUUCCUCAAAGCUUGCAAGAGGUCCCGUGGCGACCCUCCUAACAUCACCCUUGACAAACUGCAGCUCUUGUUGAUGUUCACCCGGGCAGAGCGAUUGCCGAUACGCUACGCGCAAGUGCUGUACAUGAGCGCGGAAAUUCUCCUAGCACAUGGCAAUGCGGAGCUCGCUUUUGAUUGGGUCAAAGAAAGCAGGAGGGCAUUCUGUCUCACCAUAGGGGAGGAUUCAUGGAUGAUUGAGAAGGUUGACGAUCUGGGACGGCAGGUGGAAGAGAAGCUGAGACGCAUGGGGAUUGAGCGCAGUUGGGAAGGUCCGAUCACAGGCGGAUCCUCAUAGAAUUCGCUGCAGUUCCAUGCCUCUGUCGACUGUUUCCAGCUUUCAACAUUCUGUCUUAUCGCAAGAGACGUAAUUUCGUCGUCAACGUCCGAUGCAUGUUACUUCGCUGAAUCGACUGUUUCCAUAUUGUCGUCUCACCCCCAUUGGACAUCGGUCCUCCACGGCUUCGCUGGGGCUCGAUGUGGACUAUUAUACGAUGACGUCCCAAAAUAGCGUGGAUGUGGAACAGUACAAGGUGUAUCGCAC